Miscanthus lutarioriparius is the source of this 669-nucleotide messenger RNA. The record is from the annotation of a GenBank genome assembly. NCBI's taxonomy places the organism in Eukaryota, Viridiplantae, Streptophyta, Magnoliopsida, Poales, Poaceae.
AUGAGCAUGGCGGAGCGGUGGAACCUCGCCGGCGCCACGGCUCUCGUCACCGGCGGCAGCAAGGGCAUUGGGCACGCGAUCGUGGAGGAGCUGGCGGGGUUCGGCGCGCGUGUGCACACGUGCUCGCGGAACACGGCGGAGCUGGAGGAGUGCCGCCGGAGGUGGGAGGAGAUGGGGCUGCAGACGCUGUUCAAGCCGGCGGCGGAGUGCACCGGCGAGGACUACGCGCGGAUCAUGGCGACCAACCUGGAGUCGUGCUUCCACCUCAGCCAGCUCGCGCACCCGCUCCUCCGGCAUGCCUCCGUCGCCGGCGGGGGAAGCGUCGUGCACGUCUCCUCCAUCGCUGGCUUCGUCGGGCUCCAGGCGCUGGCAGUCUACUCCACGACCAAGCAGGGCGCCAUUAACCAGCUCACCGGGAGCCUCGCCGCCGAGUGGGCCCGCGACGGCAUCCGCGUCAACUGCAUCGCACUGGGCGGCGUCAAGACUGACAUCAGCACCGAUAUGACAAUAGACCCUGAGCUUGUGAAGAAUGAAAUGGCACGGCUGCCUAUGGGGAGGAUCUCCGAGCCGGAGGAGGUGGCGUCCAUGGUGGCCUUCCUCAGCAUGCCGACGGCGUCGUACAUGACCGGCCAGGUCAUCUGCAUUGACGGCGGACGCACCAUAUCUUAG